Monodelphis domestica (gray short-tailed opossum) is the source of this 4944-nucleotide messenger RNA. RefSeq names its product carbonic anhydrase 12 (gene CA12). The record is from RefSeq and is a predicted model, not a curated record. Gene Ontology annotation, molecular function: zinc ion binding; carbonate dehydratase activity. Lineage: Eukaryota; Metazoa; Chordata; Mammalia; Didelphimorphia; Didelphidae. Gene Ontology annotation, cellular component: plasma membrane.
GCUGAGCCUUUGAGGAGCGCUAUAUAAAAAGAGCCCUAAGAGAGUUGGGAGCCUGAGGAGCAGUCCUGCUAGCCACAGUGCUCCAGCUGCGAGCACGAGCACGAGCACGUGGUAGCUAGCAUUCAGGCUGCUUCUAGGAGACGCUUUUCCAGAGUGAGAGAAAAGAAAUUCUGUGAACUACCUACCGGGAGGGAGACAGAGCGCUUUCCUGAACAUGCCAGCCCAGGGCUUUGGCUUUAGUGCAGCUGGUGCCACCGUGCUUAUCCUUUUCUUAAAGGUACAAACCUCGGUACCAGCACCACUUAAUGGAUCAAAGUGGACCUAUGAUGGUGAAGAUGGAGAAAAAGCCUGGUCAAAGUCCUUCCCUUCUUGUGGAGGGAUGUUUCAGUCUCCUAUAGAUUUUCACAAUGACAUCCUUCAGUAUGAUUCUACCCUUUUACCAUUAGUAUUUGAAGGUUACAACAUGUCUUUCAAAGAGCAGUUUAUUCUGACUAAUAAUGGGCAUUCAGUGAAAUUAAAUCUGCCUCCAAACAUGAACAUUCAAGGACUGGGUUCCCGCUACACUGCAACGCAACUUCACCUGCACUGGGGCAAUCGGAAUAACCCCCAUGGCUCUGAGCACACAGUGGAUGGGAAGCAUUUUGCAGCUGAGUUACAUAUUGUCCAUUAUAACUCGGACAAAUACCCUGAUGUGGUCACAGCUAGGGACGAGCCAGAAGGACUAGCUGUUCUGGCUGUUCUUAUUGAGAUUGGUUCCUUCAGUCCCUCUUAUGACAACAUCUUCAGCCACCUUCAAAAUGUUAAAUACAAAGAUCAGAAAGUUCAAGUUCCAGGUUUUAAUAUCCAAGACCUUCUUCCUGAGAACGUACAUGAAUACUACCGCUAUCAAGGUUCUCUGACCACUCCGCCUUGUUCCCCCACUGUGCUCUGGACUGUUUUCCGAAACCCUGUCCAAAUCUCCAAGGAGCAGCUGCUGGCUCUGGAGACAGCUCUAUAUUGCACCCAUAUAGAUGACCCCUCACCUCUGGAAAUGGUCAACAAUUUCCGAAGAGUCCAAAAGUUUGAUGAAAGGCUUGUACGUGUCUCCUUCCACCAAGAGCAAGACUUUUCCUACGCAGGACUGAGUAUGGGAGUCAUCCUCUCGGUGGCAAUAGCUGGCGUUCUAGGAGUCGCUGUCAUCCUUGCGCUAUCAAUUUGGCUUCUCCGAAAGAAGAAGAGCAGCAAGAAAGAAGACAACAAAGGAGUUAUUUACAAACCUGCCCUCAAGAAGGAGGCUGACAUCAAUCCCUGAGAACACUAGAUCUUCUUCCAGGCCCUUCAUCCAGGGGAAGACCCUCACCUUGGACUGUUGGGGGCCACUAGGCAUUCUCCAGAGCAGAUCAACCAACCAACCAACAUUGGUCUUAUUAUUUUGAUGUGACUCGAGUACUGAGCCAGCUGUAAAAAGUCACUCUUUAAGUUUUUACUCUUUGUAGCAUCAACAAGGAGAGUUUUCAUAUCAGUAAGCAUGAACACUGAGCUGUUUGACAAAUUUAGGCAAGAUACUGAAAUGAUCUGGGUUCUGGAGCCACUGCAGUGCCCAGGCACCUACUGGGGUUCAAGAGAAGAAUAGUACACUAUUCAGGAUAGAUUAGCCCAACCACAUUCUGCUAAGGAGUCUCUACAGUACCUUCAAGAUAACGUUACAGGGUCACUAGAUUGUAUCAGGGACUUGCGUAUCCUGCUAUGCCCUUGCCAGUUAUUUUAAAAAAUAGAGUGUAGGUAGAGCAUCUGUUUUUUUACCUUUCCCUUUGAUGACCCGCAUAGCACUACAGAGUAUUAAAAUGAAGCAGGGAACAGACCUCUAACCUUAGUCCCAGACUUGACAUUUUCAGUAACUGCUCUUAUUUUCAUAACCUUCUAAAUCUCACGACAAAGAAUGUAUUUGUUGGGGAAUGCAUUUGUUCCUUAAACCUCACUUGAAAGGUCUGUGAAUCUCUUGUUAUUAUAGAUUAGAUCUAGAAUAGAAAGUACUACAAAGGCCAUCUAAUGCCACCUCCUAAUUUUACAGGUGAGGAAACUUAGGCCCAGGGAGAUUAGUGACUUGUUCAAAGUUACCUGGAUAGUCAAUAUCCAUGGCAAGAUUUGAAUCCCGAUCUUCUGACAUCAGAGCCAGUUCCCUUUCCUCUGUGUUCCUGUUAGGUUACAAUGAACAGUCGUUUUUCACGGUUUGAUUUGCGGGAAUCAUUUCCUCUCUGGGCAGAAAGAGUUGUCCUCCAUUCUAUUCCUUUUGUACCAUGGCAGACUAUUCACACAUAGCAUAGCAUAGAGAAGAUGUGGGGCAGGAAAAGUUAUGCUUUCCUGUGCAAAAACGCAAAUGAGGGCUGACCACAGUUGUUAAUGCCUACGUACUAAUUAACUGUAAAAUCUUGACUUUUCAGAGAACAAACACUGAGUUUAGGGACCCUGAUCCUGGGUUUGGGCAAGGAUGUGGCCAAGAUUUAAGUGUUUUUCAUAUGUAUGAGGGGAUAGAUAAACCUAGGAUGGAUAGUGGUACUCGCCUAGAAAUUCUAGGUUGUGUGUACAUUUUCAUCUAAGUUCAUCUAAGGACUUCUGUUGUUCAAAGGUAGUUCCCAAGCCUUUGAGUACUAAAGAUUAGCUAGGUACAGCCCUAUCCAGUAUAUUUCCAUUAAGACAGUGAUGUAUUGUGUUUCUUAGACUUAAACAUGUUUAUAUUUUUAUACAUGUGUGUGUGUAUAUAUACACAUAUAUACACAUACACUUUGGACUGUAGAUAGAUAGGUUGAGAUGGUAGAGGACUGGUAUCAGGCAAGAUGUCCAGAGGUCAAGUUCUACAUUUGAUACAUAUGGGUUCUUUGAGCCUGGGGGCUGGUAAGUCUCCUCAAACAAUUCUCUAAGACUUUACAGUAUUUGCUAUCUGCUCUGGGAAAGGGUUUCCUUUCACUGAUGAAAACAAAAAGCAAAUGAAAAUAUUUGCUCUAAUGUCAGAAGUGGGGAUGUGAUUUACCACUGUUGCUUUCCAUACCAGAACAGAAAUGAGAUCAGAGGAACUCAAAUCACCUUUGGAUCUUGAGGAAAACGACAAAAGCAAAGAGUUAGCAGAUUUUUUUUUUGGCCAGAGCCAGAUUUCAUCUGUCAUUCUGCUUGACUGGGGGAUGAAUGCAUUUGCAACAAACACAACCCUAAGAAAUAUAAAUCUCCUUUAUUUGUGUCAGACUCUAAUCAGUGAAUAUAUCUGUGAUUAUUUUCUCGAGUGGACCAACCAAAUAUAGCCAGUCUACUUGUCCAGUUCAUAAGGUUCUUUCUUUCUUUCUUUCUUUCUUUCUUUCUUUCUUUCUUUCUUUCUUUCUUUCUUUCUUUCUUUCUUUCUUUCUUUCUUUCUUUCUUUCUUUCUUUCUUUCUUUCUUUCUUUCUUUCUUUCUUUCUUUCUGUCUGUCUGUCUGUCUGUCUGUCUUUUUUCUUCCUUCCUAGGACCUCCCAUCUCUAGGCCUGGCUCUCAAUCCACUGAGCCACCCAACUGCCCCCCUCCCCCAUAAGAUUCUUUCUGAAAGGGUUGUCCCCUUACUUUUCCUCCAGAGUUGUGACAGUGUGUGACAGGGAUUCAGUUCCCAUAUUUAUCUAGAAACCCAUAUUUAGAUUUAACUUUCCAUCCCUUCAAGGGCCCUCAACAUAAGUGAUCUCUGAGAUUCCUUUUCUCUCCUUUCCUUAAUUGGCUGCCUAAACAAACUGAAAGAGUUCUUGCUGACCAGUGGGACUCUGGACGUGGUAGUUCAGUCUUGCAAGGAAGACCUAAUAAUAACUUGUCACUUUCUGUAGGGCUUGGACUCCUAGCCACAUUGGACACUGCCACAUUCUUUUUUUUUUUAAUAACCCUCCCCUUCUGUCUUAGAAUCAGUACUGUGUAUUGUUUCUACAGCAGAAGAGCAGUAAGGGCUAGGCAAUGGGAGUGAAGUGACUUGCCCAGGGCCACACAGCUCAAACCCAGGACCUCCUGUCUCUAGACCUCCCUCUCAAUCCACUGAACCACCCAGCUGCCCCCUAUAUGGCCACAUUCUUAAUAAGUUCUGUUGUGUAAGAAGCAGCUAGCAACCUAGCAACUAAGAAAGAUGUAUGGCUCCAAGGAUGGAUACUUAGCAGUUCAGUGGCCUCUUUCAAUCUAACAAUCUGAACCUUUACUCUGUUCUGGAGGAAGAGCAAUUAUCAGUCUUUUCAAAUGAGCAGUAUAAACUGAUGAGAUCUGCUUGUUUUGCCCCAAGGCAGCUGAUCAGAAGUGAGUUUAAUUAUUCCCUAACAGAAUGAGUGCCUUUCAAAUAUUCUUUAUACACGUUAUGGAUGGCUUUUAUACUUGGAACCAGAUAAUCAAUCUUCAUACCUGGCCCAAAGGCGAUUCAUAAAACAGAAAAUUUACUGUUUGGUAGGGAUAGAGUGGCAUUCCCUUCCCCUCUUCCCCCAUCUUUUUCUUCCUACAAACACAAAACGCAUGGUUCCAAAAGAGAGCAAACCCGCAGCAGUAAUAAACAUAAGGAGAUGGGAAUCAGGUCACAAAAAGUCAAAAUUUCCCUUCCUAUUCAUUAAAUCCCUCCUGCAAGUAGGCACCAAACUUAGGACAUUUCCCUCCCCCUUAAAAUACCAGUUCCUUUGGCUCCAAGUAAUGAAUAUGAUGAUGAAUGAAGAUACUGUAUUUUACUUUUACCCUGAAAAUAUCAGUGGGGUUCAGUGUGUUCAAAGCAGCUCCUCAAGAUUACAUCCCUCUUAUGCUUUCUACUGAUUAUAAAUAAGGAUCUAGGUCUCUCUGCCCAGUUUCCCCAAUGCUACCUGAUAGAAAUGAUGAAAAACCCUUUUGUUUCCAUUGUCAGAUACUUAUUGCCUUUGUAUUAUUAAUAACUUUGAUGAAACUGUGCAUUGUACAUGCAAAAGAUUACAAAUAAAAUAUUUUCCAUUUCA